AUGGCGAUCACUGCUAAGUGCCACAAGCUUCUGGAGGCUGAAAUCCUUCAGCGGUCGUCACAAAUUGUCUCGGUUGUCGAUAAUAAAGCAUACAUCUUUGGAGGAGAGCUGCGACCUCGUGAGCCUCGAGAUAAUCACGUGCACGCCGUGUCUUUGGACAUCGCCUCGAUAACUUCCCAGUCUCAAGCAGCCCAAUCCCCGUCCGCGCGCGUGGGAACAGCAUCUGCAAUCCUCAAUGGAAAAGUAUACCUAUUCUCCGGUCGAGGUGGAGUCGCAAUGGCCCCGAUCGAGGAACAAGGCGCGAUCUGGGAAUAUGAUCCUUCCACUUCAACCUGGUGUCUGAUUCAGCCCUCAACAACGAAGUCGGCGGCUAUCCCAGCUGCUCGCAGCUAUCAUUGCAUGGCCAGUGACGGCAGAGAUACACUUUACAUUCAUGCUGGAUGCCCUGAAUCGGGACGACUGGCAGACUUGUGGGCUUUCAGAGUCUCACGCAAAGAAUGGACCGAGCUUGCACCUGCUUUCGAUCCCCCUCGUGGUGGUACAUCGAUUGCGUUUGCGGAUGGAACAUUGUAUCGCAUGAAUGGAUUCGAUGGAAAGACUGAACAAGGUGGAAACCUGGACAUCUAUACUCCGGAGACAAACUCUUGGGAGACUCACGUGUAUGCACCUGAUGGAAAGGAAGGCCCAUCGCCACGGAGUGUUAGCGCCUUAUUGCCAGUCUCUGUCAAUGGCCGGUCUUGUCUGAUUAAUUUGUUCGGAGAGCGAGAUCCAAGUUCCUUGGGCCACCAGGGCGCGGGGAAGAUGUUGGGUGAUGUGUGGGCCUUUGAUAUUGAGAACAAGAAGUGGGAGCAAGUGGAGCUGCAGGGCGCUGAACUUCCAGUUGCCAGAGGUUGGUUUGAUGCUGAUAUUCAGGACUCCAGUGCCAUUAUCGUUCAUGGUGGACUGGGAGAGUCGAAUGAUCGACUCGGAGAUGUCUGGAGGGUUGAAUUUGCCUAG
Penicillium daleae is the source of this 996-nucleotide messenger RNA. RefSeq names its product Kelch repeat protein. The record is from RefSeq and is a predicted model, not a curated record. NCBI's taxonomy places the organism in Eukaryota, Fungi, Ascomycota, Eurotiomycetes, Eurotiales, Aspergillaceae. Gene Ontology annotation, molecular function: protein binding. The coding region runs from base 1 to 996 and encodes 331 amino acids. The transcript has 2 exons.